AAAUACUUUGAUGACUUUUGAUAAAGUAAAAUAUUAAACCUGAAGUCCAAACAGUUUUGUUUCACUUUGCCCACGGAAUGACCUGCCCAUUGAACGCGUCAGUACAAGUAGCAUUUUCCUUUUUCCGAGGUACAUCGAAUGCCGCAUUACCGUAAACCAAGUAGCUCAAGAGAGUUUAAAAAUUAAGUCAUAAUUAGUACUUUAUUCUGAAUUAUGUUUGUUCAUCGUCAAUAGGAUUAAUUUGCUGUUUUAAACCUUUGUUGGAUGCAACGUUUUUGAAGUCCAGCUACAUUAGCAAACGUGUCGAUAGUUUAAUGCUAACGUUGCUAACUUAGCUAACAAGUAAUCACGUCGUGAGCAGAAAGCGUGAUGUGACAACCUUCACUGUUGGAGCCAAGAAAAAAAAGGAUGAAGAAACGAAACUGGCCACAAAGUCGUCGCUACAGACGGUACAGAAACGACCGUGAAAGAUCUGCUGGCGACGAACAGUAUGGACUCAAUGAUGCUGGACCAUCACACAGAGCGUCUACCUGUACGUCAUCAUCAUCUUCAUCUACCAGCAGUGUAGCACCUGAGCUGCCAGGUUUCUACUUUGACCCGGAGAAGAACCGCUACUUCCGUCUGCUGCCUGGACACAACAACUGCAACCCACUGACCAUGGAGCAGCUGCGAGAGAAAGAACGAGAGAAAAAGAGACACAAGAUGCUGGCAGAAGAUGAGAACCCUAGAAAAAUAUCACCAAAACCAGGACUGAACACUUCUCUGCUGCUGCAGAAAAGACAUCUCGGGAUUCUGCCUGAGAAGUCCUAUUCCAGGCUCAUCCACGAGGUGAAAGUCAGUGGGAUGAGGCGACACAAACUGGAGAUUCAGAGCACGGACAGCAGCAACGACUCUAACACUGAUAACUUCAGGCUCAUAGUGGGAGACUCGGCGUGUGAGCGAGUGUUCACAGUGAACGACGUCUCUCAUGGCGGCUGCAAGUACGGCAUCAUGAACUUCAGCAGCAGCAGCCAGGGCUCUUUGUCAGUGGAAAUGUGCGAUAACCUCUACUUCACCAACCGCAAGGUGAACUCCAUCUGUUGGGCAUCCGUCAACUACCCCGACUCUCACGUUUUGUUGUGUCUGGUUGGCGCGGCCGACACCCCCGGCUGCGUUAGUUUACUGCCUGCUUCGCUCUUCAGCAACUCUAAUCAGGAUCAGCCCGGGAUGCUGUGUAGCUUUAAAAUAUCCACCGCCUGGUCUUGUGCUUGGUGCCUCAAUCCUCAGUUUGAUAAGACCUUCAGCACUGGCUUGUCCCGCAGAGUGAUUGUCAAAGAUGCAGAGACCGGGCGGACACAGGUCUACAACGUCGGCACAGAUGUUUUGGCUCAACAUUUCGCCCUCAGGGUUCCGGUCUUGUUUAACGGUUGUAGAUCGGGGGAGAUUUUCAGCAUGGACCUGCGGCAGCGCGGCCGCAGGGAUCACAGUUGGAAGGCCAAACGCUUCCAUCAGGAGUCAGCCGUCACCUCCGUGCGAGUCCUUCAGGACGAGAACUACCUGCUGGCUGCUGACAUGCUGGGCCAGAUCAAGCUGUGGGAUGUGCGAGUGACAAAGCCAGUUCAAGAGUACAAAGGGCAUCACAACGAGCACGCCUACCUUCCCCUCCACGUUAAUGAGCCUGAAGGUCUUCUGUUUGCAGUUGGUCAAGAUUGUUACACGAGGAUUUGGAGCCUGAAGGACGGUCACCUCCUCAGGACCAUCCCAUCGCCCCAUCCAGCUGCUAAUGACAUGAUCCCCAGUGUUGUCUUCUCCUCUAAUUUAGGUGGCUGCCGAGGGCUCCCUGGGCUGCUCAUGGCUGUCAAACACGACCUGUACUACUUCCCCUACAACACGGACUACCAGGAGAGCUCAAAAAGGGAUGACGGUUCAUCUUAAAAAAUAUACACUUUAUUUUGAUUUACUGGCUUGAUUGUAUCAUUUUAAAAGCUUUAGCUGGACGACGGCUACAUUUACAUGAAGAUGCUAACGUCCAGGUGCAAAUUAUCUUCUAAACAUGUGUCCUUGACCUCGGUGGACAUGUGAGAGCUAAGAAACAUGGGUUUUAGUCUACAUCAGAUAUGUUCUGACACCUUACAGAUUUGUGGUUAGCUUAUUAGUCCAAUCAGAUUGUUUGGGUGGUUAUGUCACAUUCAGUAUAAAAACCACGAUUAGAUCUCAGGGGUGUGUGAUUUUUAAUUUGUGCCAAAAGGAUGAGAAAAUGCUGUAUUAUUUCAGAAGUGUACUUAGUAACAACUUGACCGCAGACUUUUUGGGAAAAUUUAUGUUGAUUUAAUUUUAAAAAUCUAUUUAAGCAUUUAUAAUUGGUGAACCCUCAAUGAUAAUAAAUUUUUUUAGAAAAAAUAA
Nothobranchius furzeri (turquoise killifish) is the source of this 2382-nucleotide messenger RNA. It is a transcript of the gene wdr21, whose product is annotated as WD repeat domain 21. The record is from RefSeq and is a predicted model, not a curated record. Gene Ontology annotation, molecular function: protein binding. Lineage: Eukaryota; Metazoa; Chordata; Actinopteri; Cyprinodontiformes; Nothobranchiidae. Gene Ontology annotation, cellular component: Cul4-RING E3 ubiquitin ligase complex.